AAUUUCCAUCAAGAAGUCAAGAAAACAGAUGAUUCAGAAAGCCUGUCAAGCCUUGACAGUCUUGAGGCUGGAGAACAAAAUGGAAAUUACACCACACCAAGUGAAUCAUCUUUGACUACACAGUGUGACUGUGCCCUGUACAAUCCAGAAGAAUCACAGACUAGGAAUAAUAGUUUGCUUUCUGCAGCUCGAAGUCCUUCUUCUAAAAAUAUGCACCUAAAUAAUUGUCUGAGAAAUGUAGAUUCGCCAUACCACCACAAUUUACCUAUUCAUGAUCUUUUAGCUAAACAUAAUGUUCUUACUCAUGCUGAAAAAGUAAACAAUUCAGAAGAGGAACCAUCUGCUUCUCAUAGAUCUGGAGAAAAACCCACAGAGUUCUCUGCCUCUGGUAAGCAAGAAAGCUCUGUAAGUAAUGCAUUUAGUUUUCUCCAAAAUAUAAAAGAAGAAAGAAGCAAGCCAUUUUCUGGAACAGCUAGUGCAUUAGCCACUGGUCAUCCUGUUUUCAGUCCUAGCAAAACCUGGGCCAGCCCUGAUUCUAUUCCAGGAGAAAGAGUUCAGGAUCUGAUGCAAGAUCAGAGUUUUAAAAUGACCCCACAAAGAAGAACUGUAUCUGUGCAAACCUCCAGUCAUCCUAUUGCAACAUCUAUAAUCUCAUUUCCUAAUCAGGGAUGUUCCACUGGCAUUCCCAGCACAGCUGAUACAUUACCAAAGGACAAAAACAUCAGUAUGGAGUUUUUAAAAAACACCUCGGGAAAAAUGACUGAAUCAAAAGAAGAAAAUAUUAACUGUAUUGAUGACAUUAAUCCAGAAUCAUCUUUAUUUCAGGACAUACCAAAUGCCUCAGUUCUGUGCGAUGUUAAGCAACAGAAUACCAAAGAGAAAGAAAAGGGAAAUAUGAUUGAAACUGUGUCACUGGUGUCUGAUACAGAGUUCAAUUCUGGCACUCCUGCACACCACAAAACCCUGAAAAACAAUAUUCAUGAAAGAAAAAGAGCAAAGUUAUUCAGAAGUAUCUUAAAGAAGGAUUCUAAAUAUGAACCCAGUCAUUGCAAAGCUGUGGUUAUGAACCACGGGAUCAGGUUUGGAACUCGGCCCAUGUCUUCUAUCAAAGACAGUUUAGAACUGGCAAAAAUAAAAAAGAAAAGUGCAGAAAAUGAAAAAUACAAUAGAAAGUUAAGAUGGUGUGAUCAAAUUAACCCGAUAAUAAUAGAAAAUAAUGACAAAUGCUAUGAAAAAAGUACCGGUGACAUAUCUUCUGCACAGCUGAAAUAUGUUCAAACUAUAAAUAAUGCUCCUAAGACUAAUUUAAGUAUUGUUGCCCAGCCUUCAAACCCCAUGUUCCUAAAAAAUCAUCAGGAAGACUCUGGUAUAUCAAAAUCAAAUGUUAAUACUGAAGAAUCAAAUAAAGAAUGCACAUCUCUGAAUAUAUUUAUGUCUACUGGACCCUCUUCUGCUAAAAAAGCUUGGAUGGUAUCAAAUGCUGAAGAAAGUUUAUUCCCAGUACAUAGUAAUAAUUCUAAAAUUAAUGAAGGUGAUCAACUCAAAAAUAAGGCAAAAAUAAUGAGAAGAACAACAUCUGUAAAAGCCCAGACAAGUUUUAUGCCCAAGAAGAGAACAGGCACUAUAAUCCAACCACAGUCAGCCACUGAAGCCAGCAAAACUCGGAAAGCUGCAGGGAAAUUGCUAGCGCCUCACCCACCAUCCGCACCUCUGCUGGGAAACCGAAGUGGCAAAAACGCAGCCAGCUCUGGGUGUCGGGUUUUUAAUAGAAACAGUACAGAGAACAGUGAGGCUAUUGCUUGUCGUUCUGACUUGGCCACUGCAAUUCCCACACCUGGCUGCAGUCCGGCCAAAUGUGAACCUUGGGCAAAAAAUACUUGUUCUGUAAACAGUGGUCAGACAAACGCCUGUCAAGCUCAUUCAGUAACCUGCACUGAAAGAAGACCUGUUAAUGCAGAAAAUGGAUUACAUCUCCAUCAUAACCCAGCAGCUGGAAAAACAAGUACCUCCUGGCAAGAAACGCCUACUGCCGGAGCUCCAAAAGGCUCUGCUACUGGUGCUAUUCAGCACCAUGUGUCACAGUAGGAUAAUUCGCAUGUAGCUAAAUGUCAGCCUUUUAAAGCUAAUGUGUCCCAUGUUACUAUUGAUGGCAGCAGCCAGAUGACUAGUUUCAAAUCUGCUUCUAGGAUCAAUGAAUUGUUUUCUUUUUUUGCAAAUG
This is a messenger RNA of Leptosomus discolor (cuckoo roller), 2218 nucleotides long. The record is from RefSeq and is a predicted model, not a curated record. Lineage: Eukaryota; Metazoa; Chordata; Aves; Leptosomiformes; Leptosomidae.